Messenger RNA from Scomber scombrus (Atlantic mackerel), 2537 nucleotides. RefSeq lists its product as uncharacterized. The record is from RefSeq and is a predicted model, not a curated record. The coding region runs from base 1 to 2001 and encodes 666 amino acids. Lineage: Eukaryota; Metazoa; Chordata; Actinopteri; Scombriformes; Scombridae. The transcript has 6 exons.
AUGUCUCAGUCACACAAUCCAAAAGACAAUCAGGCUGUGCUGCAGUCCAUGCUGCAGAGACUGAAGCUCCAGCCAGGAAGAGAGACCCAGGCAACCCUGAACACAUCUGUACCCACCACAGCUACUUCCACACUGUGCAAAGAUGGAAAGAGUGGAGCCUCCGACUUCCAGAAAGUAAACAGUAGUCAUAUCAAUGCAUUUGAGUUUGGUGUAAAUGGUAUCCCCACAAAAAGGUUUGGGAUCUCUGCUGCAGACAGUAAUUUUGGCAUCAAAGACAGGGAAAGACAACAACCAGAACAGAGCUCGAAACUGGACAGCGUUCUUGUUUCCGUUCCCUCCCAUAAAGACAACACUGAUGGUGACACUGGUGUGAACAGGGUGUUGGGACAGGUCACCUUGCCUGGGAUCAACCAUGCAGGAACAGGGCAGCCGUUUCCUGCCAAAUCACUUAAGGAUGCUGAUAUCACUUCCUUUGAGAGGACUGAUGGUGAGAUACAAGGGGAAACAGGGAGUUUUGGCAGCAUAGCCGGUAAUAAAGAUGCUGUCACAACCACAGGACAGAAUCAGGAGCAGGGGUUUACACCCAGAGUCUAUGUGUGGUCCUUGAAGGGUGCAGAUAUUGACACAGGAGGUCAAGAGAAUAAAGUGUUACAUGUGGGAAAUGGAGAAUUUGGAGCUUUGGCACAAAGUAAAGACACACAGACUGUCCAGGCAAGCCAAAAAACAUCCAACAGCUCGCCCAGAAGAAAUCAGCGAACAUCUGAAAAUAAAACAAGGAGAUGGACUCAGAGGAUCAAGGAGAGAUGGAGGGAGAGGCCGGGGGCUUUUGGCAAAAAAGGAAAAGAGGAGGGACUGCCAGGGAUUGAAAGUUCACCUCAAAACCAGCCACUGACAUCACAACAUGUGAUCAAUACAUCAAAUGAGGAUGGAGAAAGGAUCGUCUCUCCACGAGACAGCAUUGAUACCAGUGAAACUAUUUCUGCACACUCAGAGGAACGCACUUAUGAUGGACAUAUCAGAUCUAGCGAUGACUUUGAGUUUGGCCUUGGCUCAUUCAGCUUACUGGAGGAGAUCACCACGGGUCAAGAGUGGGCUAAGUUCCUAAAACCCACCAUCUCAGCCAGUCAGUGGCCAUCCAAAGAGCAACAGAGCCAGCCCAAAAUCACACAUAAUCCUUAUAAUAGUGGUCAGUCCUCUAUGAUUUUGAACCAACAAGGAGGUGGGAACAACCAGUGGGAUGUCAGGGGAAGCAAGUUGUCACCAGUUUCAGAUUUCCGCAUGGCACAAAUAUCUCCUGACGCUUUCCUGUCGGCUAGCAUGGGCAUUGUGGAAGGAAAACAUGAUGCAGUUCAGGAUGUUCACAGCCGGGCUGAUCAGUUAGAACCAAUGGAUCAUGGUCAUACCCAAUUAAAUAUGCAAUCUGAAGAGAGAAGACAAGGAAGAACUCCUUCCUUUGUACAGUCUGCAGAUAUUCUGCUCAACCCAGCGCUGAAGAGCAGAGUCCACUCCAACAGGAAGAGACAGCAUCGGUCAGCUGAGAUGACAGAGGGGUCCACAUCUUCACUGAAUGUACCAAGCAGCCACGUGAUGGAAGAAACAGGAGAGUCACAACAUGAUAACGUUUUUCUAAACCCACCUCUUCUAUCACUCUCUCCAUCUUCUUUCACUCCUUAUGGUCCCACACCUCGAGGUGUCCUCAAACACUCCGUAUCUCAGGAUUCAGAGUCCUCAAUGGAGACGAUGACAAAAAGGAGGAGAGUUGAGGAGAACCGUCGGGUUCGUUUUUCAGAGCAGGUGGUGACUAUAGCACCACAGGCCGAGCUGGAUAUGGAUGUUACAGACUCAGAGGAGGAUUCAGUAGCAGAAGAGGACUCUAUCAUAGAGCAGGAGUUUGAGGUGGAGCCGGUACCAGUGGAGGAACAGGUGGCACCAGCACGCCGACCUGCUCUCCCUGCCUGGAUACUGGCUCUGAAGAGGAAGAACAUGGGGAAGAAGCACUGAUAGUGACUUGGGUGACUAAAUGAGGUGAAACAUUGAAAAAAUGCAAGAUUGUCUUUUUGUCUUGAGAGAUAUAUAAUGAAAAGAUUAUAUUUGGAUACCAUGUUAAGUUAAGUGUGUUGCAGUGUGCCAGAAGGUGUUUGCUGACAGGAUUACCAUUGCAGGACUUUCUGCUCCCCGUCACCCUCCAGGCCACACACCAGCACUUAAUCAAAUAUUGAGAGUAUUUCAAGCCUUUACACUGCUUGAGUGCUUCAGCAGCGGUUGUUAAAGAGAUCAAAGUGACUUGUCAGACUUUCCAAGCUACUCCAGAGGCUGAAUGUACACGUAUAAGACUAUGAUGUUGAGGCAAAAACUGUCAGUUUCAAUGUAUGUGGACUUUUUCUACCCUGGAUUGGAUAAUAUACUGCCAGUGUCACAUCAGCUGAAUCAGUGUUUAGUCCAGUAUUUGGAAUUAAUGUGUUUUACAGCUUUUUUUCAAGAGCAGUGCGUUGUCCUUCCUCCCCCCUCAAUUUCAUACUGCACAAAACCAGCGUCAC